CUUUUAAAACAGUUACUAUUCCAUCAACCUUCAUUCUUCAACCUUUGGCUAACUUCCUCGUACUUUGCUAACAUGUUCCGCAUAAGCAACACCGUUGUCGGCGCGCUCAACAUCCUGUCCUUGCUCCUGGGCGUGGCCGCCGUGGCCUCCUCCGCCUACAUCCACAUCCGCGGCGGCUCCGACUGCCAGAAGGUCCUGCAGGUGCCGCUUCUAGUCGGCGGCAUCUUCGUGGUUCUCGUCUCCGCCUUGGGAAUCGUGGGGUCACUGUGCCGCGUCAACACGGCGCUCUACGCCUACCUCUUCGUCACGUUCGCGCUCAUCGUGGGCCUCGCCUUCUUCACCGUCUUCACGCUAUUCGUGACGAACAGGAAGGUGGGGCAGCAUGUUUCCGGCAAGGGCUACGGCGAGUACAGGGUGGCCGAUUUCUCGCACUGGCUGCAACGCUACGUCGUCAACAACAAGAACUGGGAUGAGGUGAAGAGUUGCUUGAUUGACGCGCACGUGUGCCAGAACCUCGCCAUCAACGGUGGCCGCAACAACGACUCCCUCAUUUUCAAACACCUCUCCACCACGCAGUCUGGUUGUUGUAAACCACCAGCGUAUUGUGGGUUCAUAAUGAAGAAUGGUACGUUCUGGGAAGAGCCAAAGAAGGGUCCAGCAGUGAAUAAUUCUGACUGCAACACUUGGAACAACAGAGAAGACAAACUGUGCUACGAUUGCAAUUCGUGCAAGGGAGGAGUUUUGGCAAACAUAAGGAACCAAUGGAGACGUCUCACUGUGUUCAACGCAUGCGUGCUUUUGGUCGUCACUGCCAUAUAUGCCUUGGGCUGCUACGCCAUCAAGAACAACAGAUUCGAUUCACAGUGCAACCACCCCAAAACACCAUCUCCUUGAUUCCUCUACUGUUCUUGCGUGCAUCAUAU
This is a messenger RNA of Vigna unguiculata (cowpea), 923 nucleotides long. Its product is annotated as tetraspanin-11-like. Gene Ontology annotation, cellular component: membrane. NCBI's taxonomy places the organism in Eukaryota, Viridiplantae, Streptophyta, Magnoliopsida, Fabales, Fabaceae. The record is from RefSeq and is a predicted model, not a curated record. Gene Ontology annotation, biological process: auxin-activated signaling pathway.